This is a messenger RNA of Hydractinia symbiolongicarpus, 2041 nucleotides long. Its product is annotated as glutathione hydrolase 1 proenzyme-like. Gene Ontology annotation, cellular component: plasma membrane. Gene Ontology annotation, molecular function: glutathione gamma-glutamate hydrolase. The transcript is spliced from 9 exons. The record is from RefSeq and is a predicted model, not a curated record. Bases 118 to 1869 code for a protein of 583 amino acids. Lineage: Eukaryota; Metazoa; Cnidaria; Hydrozoa; Anthoathecata; Hydractiniidae. Gene Ontology annotation, biological process: glutathione catabolic process.
UGGGAAAGCGAGUCGCUGCUAGGUUUGUUUUGAUCGGCACAUUCUUUAAAAGUCAAGCAAGAUAGUCAUCUCUUUUUUUCUGGCGGACAGAAGCAGAAGUGUGUAAACAAAGUAUAAAUGGAAAAGAAGCAUAUCAUAAUCGCGCUAGUGGUUGUCGUUGUCGUCGUAGCUGUCGCCAUCACUUUAGGCGUCACACUAAGCAAAGAUGACGACGGCGAUGGAAGCAAUUAUGCUGCUGUAAAGGACUAUUACACAAAUGGUGCUGUCGCAACAGAUGCUAAAAACUGUUCAGAUAUUGGUUUGGAAAUGUUAAAAGCAGGAGGGCAUGCUGUAGAUGCUGCUAUUGCAAGUUUAAUUUGCGUAGGAGUGGUAAAUCUGCACUCUACUGGUAUCAGUGGUGGAGGUUUUAUGACGCUGUACGAUAAAACAAAGAAGAAAACUACAGUGUUUGACUAUAGAGAAACUGGUCCAGCUGGCUUACAUGCAAACUCUUAUGCUCAUGACAAAAACGCCGCAAAAGUAGGUGGAUUAGCAGUCGGCGUUCCUGGAGAGAUCAGAGGUUUAAAGUUAGUUCAUGAAAAGUAUGGAAAAUUACCUUGGUCUCAAUUAUUUGAACCAUCAAUCAAGCUGGCUGAAGAAGGUAUCACGAUCGGAAAGCACAUGGCUUCAAAAUUAUCAAGUUCUACAAAGAAAGCAAUCAUGGCGGAUCAUGGAUUGAAAGAAAUUCUAGUAAAUGAAGAUGGUACGUUCAAAAAAGCGGGAGAUAUUAUUGCUAACAAGAAAUAUGCUGAUACACUCCGAAUACUUAAAGACAAUCCAGAAGAUCUUUACACAGGAAAUAUCUCUAAGUCCUUUUUAAGUGACGUCAACAACAAUAAUGGUAACAUGACGGCGGAGGAUUUGAAAAAUUACAAAGUUUUAGAGAAAGUACCUAUAAACACAACAUUGAAUGGUUUGACACUUCAUACAACUCCUUUACCAGGAGGUGGUUCUGUUUUAAUACACAUCUUAAAUAUGGUAAAAGGGUAUAAGUUCAACGCAUCAUAUUUGGACACUGUUGAUGAGAAAGUGUUAACAUAUCACAGAAUUGUGGAAAGUUUCAAAUUUAGCUAUUCGAAACGUCCACAUCUUGGUGAUCCCGAUAAAGUACCUGUUGAAAAUAAAACCGAAUUCGAUAAAAUGAAAGAAGACAUAAUAAGUCUAGCGAAGGCUGAAAUGAAUCGUAUGAAAGUGAAUGACACUUCCACGCAAAAAAAUAGUUAUUACGAUCAAUUCUUUACGACAACUGAAGACGAUGGUACUACACAUGUUUCAGUGAUUGAUAAAGAUGGGAAUGCUGUAUCAGCUACGGAUACGAUCAAUUUUGCGUUUGGCGCAAAAUUUCGAUCAAUGAAAACUGGUAUUUUAUACAACAACGAACUAGCUGAUUUUUUCUUAAACUCCACUUACGGUGAUAAAUAUCCAACGCCGUUAUAUAAUGCUCCCGGUGCUGGACGUCGACCUCUAUCAUCGACCUGUCCGUCAAUUUUAGUUGAUAAAGAUGGAAAUGUUGUGAUGGUGGUUGGUGGUUCAGGAGGUACCAGGAUAACACUUUCUACCGCUUGGGUUAUCAUCAAGAAGUUGAUGUUUUCGUACAAUCUAACUUCGGCUGUGGAAGAUGCUCGUCCGCAACACGCAUUUUUUCCAGAAUACAUUCGAAAUGAAAAAGGGUACCUCCUCUCCGACGAUAUUGUGGAGGGAUUGAAAAAAAAGAAUCACAGAAUUCUACAAUCCAGUCUUAAUGCUAUAGUUCAAGGUAUAUAUGUUGACGGUGGAAAAAUUUACGCGAAAUCUGAUCCCAGAAAAGAAGGUGUGGCAGCUGGAUAUUAAUUUCGUACACGAAUACAAUGUUACCAUAUUUAAUGAAAGUUAGAAAAUAUGUUCACAACAUUCUAAUUAUAAUUCUACAUUAAUAACACAAACACCGAACCAGCGACAUAAGAGACUGAGAAACAGAUUUUUUAUUUUUUUAUAAGUUUUAAAUAAUUACACGUCUUAUAAA